GACCCUCCUCGGACCACUCCUUCUUUCUCAUGCCGGACACGAACGAGCAACACAAACAAAUUCUCUCUGUCCGUCGCAAUCUCAAAUUAUCCGACACCCACGCCUGGGUUCGGAUUAAACCUGAAUCAAGAACUACCGUCGUUUCAUUUCUCAAACGACCCUUCUGUGGCCCAAGCGCCACAGUGGUGCCCAGCCCUUUGGUACUUCAGUAGAUGUCUACCGAAGGAACCGGCGAUCUCGCCAAAAUCAACGCAGUCUCCGAGCCUGACCUUCCGCCCUCGACUGCUGAUCAACCACGCUCCCCAGCAGAUGCAAACACCUCGGCCUUCUUCGACGAAGUGGCCCGCGACGCUGCGCAACCAACGCCGCCCCUGACCGGCGACCCAGACGCGCAACCUCCACAGGAGCAACCAGAUACUCCGCCAGUUUUCAACUUCAGGAUCAUGGCCAACAUCUCGAUGCCCAUGUUUGAGUACGAGACUGCCAUGACUUGGCUGAAACUGCUCGACGACAAAUUCGCCGAGGAAAACCUCGCAGACGAGCCCCAGAUGUUUCGGUUCCUGCGCGACUUCAUCCCUAUCAACGGCACACCUGAGUCAAUCCUGUGCCACCUGGCACCCAUGCCAAAAUCUCAGCCCUACACCACGCUCAAGACGGCGAUCCUGACACACGUCGAGCCCACUACCCAGGCGCGCGUCCGUCAACUCAUGAUUGACGAAAGUCCAAAUGGCGCAAAACCAUCCGAGUUCCUAGCCAGGAUGCAGCGCAUCGCAGAGUCUGACGCCACUCACCCCAUGAUGAAUGAGAUGCUUUUCUCGUGCUGGGCAAACAAGCUGCCCGACAACAUCAGGCUGGCCAUCAGCGGCGAACGUGACGUCACUGUGGCUGCAGCCAGAGCAGACAUGAUGGUUGCCAGAGACCACACCAACGCUGUGACACACUCCUUCUCCACACCUGCACCCCAACUUUCUGCCAUCAAACACACCACCAACAAAACCAACUCCACCUCUUACUCUGGAGGCACACCCACAAGAGUUGACCGUCUGGAAACCAAACUGGACGACCUGGCUCAGCAAGUCCUGGCCCUCACACAGUCAGUCCAGACCCUGCUGAACAACAAGUCUGACAGCUUCAACAGAGGCAGAUCCAGAUGGCGCAGCAAAAGUCGCACAGGGGAGCGAUCCAAGUCCAGGUACACAGACCUCUUCGAUGACGGCAACGCUGCCGGCAAGAUCUGUUACUAUCACAAAACGUUCCAACUGGACGCCCGCAAGUGCAUCACAGGCUGCCGCUACCAUUCCAGUCACCAGUCCUUGCAGGCCGCCGCCGCCAUCACCCCCACGCCGGCAAAAAAACUAACUGGGCAGGCUGCAGCAGCGGCCACACCCUGCCCCAGUUCACCCGGCCGCCUCUUCAUUUUUGACCCCACCUCCAAGAUGUCCUUCCUGAUGGACACAGGGUCCGACAUCAGCGUCCUUCCCCAAAAGUUGUUCCCCCACAUGAAACUUCCCCUCCACUACAAUCUCACCGCCGCCAAUGUGACAGAGAUCAAAACGUACGGAUUCCACACUCUCAAACUCACCCUCAACCUCAGGAGAACUUUCGAGUGGACCUUCCUAGUGGCUGACGUGGAACACCCCAUCAUCGGCGCUGACUUCCUGACUCGACAUAACCUGGUCGUUGACCUCGGCCUAGCCCAGCUCUCCGACAGGCUGACAUCCGUCCACGUCAGAGGUUGCAAUCGCCCCGAACCUGCACCCACUGUCAAAAUCAUUGAGACACAAAACCCUUUUUACCUUCUUUUGAAAGAUUUCCCCGACCUGUGCUGCACCUCCUCCAAGCGCAAACCUGCAAAGCACACCACCACUCACCGCAUCGUGGUCACCCCUGGAGCACCAGUCUUUGCCCGGUUCCGCAGACUGCCCCCAGACAAGCUGAAAGCAGCCGCAGUUGAGAUCCAAAAGCUCAUCGACAAUGGCGAUGCACGCCGCUCAAAGUCCCCAUGGGCGUCGCCAGCAACCCUAGUCCCCAAGAAAACACCAGGUACAUGGCGUUUCUGCGGUGACUACCGCGCUCUGAAUGCUAGGACCGAGCCAGAUCGCUACCCACUUCCCCAUCUUCACGACUGCACCCACUUGCUGGCCGGCUGUACCAUCUUCUCCACCCUAGACCUCGACAGAGCCUACAUGCAAGUCCCAGUGGCACCAGAGGAUGUCCCAAAAACAGCCAUUACGACGCCAAUGGGUCUCAUUGAAUUCCUCUCCAUGCCGUUUGGCCUCAAAAACGCAGGACAGACGUUUCAGCGCUUCAUCCACGAAAUUCUAGGUGACUUACCUUUCGUGUUUGUGUUCAUUGACGACUUACUCAUUGCCUCUCGUUCUCCAGAAGAACACCGAGAGCACCUUCAACAGGUUUUCCAACGCCUGCAGGACCAUGGCCUCCUACUGAACCUCGACAAGUGCGUCCUAGGCGCCACUGAAGUCAGUUUCUUGGGAUACUUGGUCAACAAAGACGGAAUCACUCCACUACCAAACAAGGUCACAGCAAUCAGCGCCUACCCGACGCCCAAGGACAAGCAGGAGCUCCGACGCUUCCUCGGCAUGGUAAACUUUUACCAUAGAUUCCUCCCACAAGCAGCCAAGCUCAUGGCCCCUUUGAAUUGUCUACAGAAUGGACCCAAAGGCCCCAAAAAGGCACCCCUGGAGAGGUGGACAGAGGUUGAGCAAACCGCCUUCGACACCACCAAAGAAGCCCUGGCAAACGCCGCCUGCCUGGCCCACCCAAGGUCAGAUGUCCCACUCUCUCUGGUCACCGACGCAUCCGACUAUGCCGUCGGUGGUGUUGUGCAACAGCUCGUCAACAGCACCUGGCAGCCACUAGCAUUCUUCAGCCGCACACUCUCUGCCGCUGAAAAGAAGUACCCUCCGUACGACAGAGAACUCCUCGGCAUCUUUGCCUCCAUCAAGAAAUUCAGGUACCUCCUCGAAGGUCGCCAAUUUCAGAUUCUCACUGACCAUAAACCCCUCACCUUCGCUUUCAGCAAAAACAAAGCCGACUGCUCUCCGCGCCAGCUCCACCAUCUCGAGUUCAUUGGCCAGUUCUCCACUGACAUUCAGUUCAUCAAGGGCACUGCUAACUUGGUGGCCGACGCCCUCUCCAGAAUUGAGUCCAUCUCGACCGCAGUCUCUUUUGAAGCCAUGGCUGAAGCCCAAGCAGCUGACACAGACCUCCUCAAAUUCCAGUCAACAGAACGCUUCAAGGACGUGCACAUCGACCUCGUCGGUCCACUCCCUGAAGUCGAGGGUUACAAGUACUGCCUCACAAUGGUAGACAGAUUCACACGCUGGCCAGAAGCCGUCCCACUCAAGCGCAUUUCCGCCCUGGACGUCGUCACAGCCUUUCGUUCCAACUGGAUCGCUCGCUACGGAGUCCCCGGAACUGUGGUAUGCGACCAAGGCCGACAGUUCGAGUCUGACCUGUUUAAGAAAUUCAGCAAAAAUUUCGGUUUUGAAAUUCACCAUACUAAUGCGUAUCAUCCGCAGGCAAAUGGUAUGGUUGAGCGCCUUCACCGCACCAUGAAGGCGGCGCUCAUGUGCCAGGAGCAAAACUGGAUGGCCGCCCUGCCAAUGGUCCUCCUCGGUCUCAGGUCUGUCUUCAAGGAAGAUCUGCACACCACUCCCUCGCUCCUCGUCUACGGCGAAGAACUCCGGCUGCCCGGAACCUUUUUCGUACGACCCACUCCUCAGCAAGCUGCUGACCUCGCUGCCCAACUCCGCAGUCACUUCGCCACUCUCCUGCCCAUUCCGGCUGCCCACCACGGCGGAAAAACAUUCUUCGUCCACCCUGACUUGGCCACUGCCACUCACGUGUUCCUGCGCACCGAUGCUGUCCGCGGGGCCCUCGAGAAGCCGUACACUGGUCCCUAUUCAGUGAUCAUGCGCAACGCCAAGUCCUUCGUGAUCGAGGUUAAAGCACGCCGAGAAGGAACCAGUUCCGACAGCGCCAGCACCAGUCAAACGAGUGCGUUUCGACCUGCCAACAGCUCAGCAAACUCCGCAGCCUCCACCACCGCCACCAAGUCCUGUCCCGGACACCCCAGAAGCACCUCCGGACAGUCUGGACACUCCUCCAGUAGCACCCUUGCCUCCUACCUCAGCUCCAGGUACACCAGAGACACCUUCGGGCGCCUCUGAGGCAACACCAACAGAGUGGCCACCACUUGAGCCACCUGCAGAACUUCCUCCUCAUUCCCAAAGACCAAGAA
Molecule: messenger RNA, 4264 nt
Organism: Neocloeon triangulifer
Lineage: Eukaryota; Metazoa; Arthropoda; Insecta; Ephemeroptera; Baetidae
Exons: 4
Coding region: 213-4193 (1326 amino acids)
Biological process (GO): proteolysis; DNA integration
Molecular function (GO): aspartic-type endopeptidase activity; nucleic acid binding
Source: RefSeq, a predicted model, not a curated record